Melitaea cinxia (Glanville fritillary) is the source of this 1134-nucleotide messenger RNA. Its product is annotated as zinc finger protein 93-like. Gene Ontology annotation, cellular component: chromosome. Bases 1 to 1134 code for a protein of 377 amino acids. The record is from RefSeq and is a predicted model, not a curated record. Gene Ontology annotation, molecular function: chromatin insulator sequence binding. Lineage: Eukaryota; Metazoa; Arthropoda; Insecta; Lepidoptera; Nymphalidae. The transcript has a single exon. Gene Ontology annotation, biological process: regulation of transcription by RNA polymerase II.
AUGACAGACGAGACAGAACCGGAAAAGGUAACCAAAGAUGUUAAAAAAAGUGCCGCCGAUAAAAAGUCUAAAAAAGACCAAAUUCUCGAAAUGGAGAAACAUUUAACGAAUAUUAGUACGAUUCUGUUGCAUACAAAUGCGACGCCUAUAAGGUAUCACGAUGGUGCUAACUAUGUUUGUGCGCUAUGUCCAGAAACGUAUCCCCUUCCGUCAGAGCUGAAGUUGCAUGUUUUGGAGGAACACGACCAAAUAGACAAAUCUUCAUUCAUGGAAGGUCAUAGACUAACUUCAUAUGUUGUCAAACUCGAUAUAACGAAUUUGCGUUGCUUGAUCUGUCACAGCGAAAUUGAAGGCUUCGAUCCCUUAUUUGAACAUCUAAAUACAGUUCACGGAAAAGGGCUACAUACUGACAUUCCAAACCACAUCUUACCGUUCAGAUUCGUCGGAAACGGUUUCGACUGCGUCCAAUGCCCUAAAUCAUUCGAACACUUCAAACUAAUCCAAGAACACAUGAGUGCUCACUACGGUAACUAUAUUUGCGAAACUUGUAAUUCCCGUUUCGUCAAUAAGAGAACGAUGCAAAAUCAUGCAAACAGACAUAAAAAAGGCGACUUCCCUUGCAGUCAAUGCGCGAAAAUAUUUGACACGAAUAGAAAGAAAUUAAACCAUGAGAAAUUUGUCCACGCGGGAGAUUAUAAGAGGAAAAAGUGUCCGUAUUGUCAGGAAAAGUUCACUAAUUACGCAAAAAAGAGAUCUCAUAUGGUCAAAGAGCAUGGGGCAGAACCGUUGUCAGUUAAAUGUGAUAUAUGCAAGAAGACCUUUAGUACUAGGGCCCGUUUAAGAGGCCACACCAGACGAGAUCACAUGGAGUGCCAGCAUGCAUGCCAGGAGUGCGAAAUGCGGUUUUUCACUAAGAUGGAGUUAGUGAAACAUAUGGUAAAGCAUUCGCCGCUGAGAGAGUACCAGUGCGAUAUAUGCCAGAAGGCAUAUGCAAGGAAGCAUACUCUUCGCGAACAUCUGAAGAUUCACGCGAAUAUCAGGAAUUUCAAGUGCGAACUGUGUGCGUAUACGUUUGUGCAGAAGUGCAGUUGGAAGACUCAUAUGCGUAAUAAACAUAAAGUAAAUGUUCCGUAA